AUACAAAUCCUUACCCGAUACUCCCAUAGAAUCUCUCUCUCUCUCUAAAAUGAUAGCACAGCAUCUUGUGGUCUGUAUACUGUCGUACUCUCGGUGGAUCAGCCUCAGCAUCAUCAAGCUUGUGGAGCCUUUGAAUAAGGAACAAAGCCCUCAAUCAGUGGGCUCCCUUGGUUCCUCUCGAAAUGCUUUAUACAGGGGCCUGCCCAACACCAAAACCACUUUUGUAGUACACAACUUCCUCAUGCCCCAACACCACACCCAUUAUAAUGGAACCAGUUCUAAGUCAUGACAAUAGCAGCGGCAGCCAUGGCAGCAAUAGCAACGAUGGACACGACAUCAUUGGGUGGUUUGAAGAUGUAACAGAGAAGGCAGGUUCUGUUCAGACCCAGAUCUUAUCACAGAUUCUGAAGCAGAACCAUGGGGUGGAAUAUCUCGACAAAUGGUUGGGUCGCUUCAAUAUCCUCGACAUGGAUGCUUGUGCAUUGGAAUCUCUUUUCACUUCUGUGGUUCCCCUCGCCUCUCAUGAAGAUUUUGAGCCUUUUAUCCAAAGGAUUGCAGAUGGGGACACGACUCCCUUGCUCACUCGACAACCCAUUACCACUCUUUCCUUGAGUUCCGGAACCACAGAGGGAAAGCAAAAGCUCGUACCUUUCACCCGGCACAGCGCCCAAACUACCCUUCAAGUCUUCACUUUAUCAGCAGCCUACAGAUCAAGGGUUUAUCCUAUAAGAGAAGGAGGUAGGAUUCUUGAAUUCAUAUACAGCAGCAAUCAGUUUCAAACCAAAGGAGGCUUAAGGGUAGGAACGGCCACAACACACUACUAUGCAAGCCAAGAGUUCAAGAUCAAACAGGAGAAAACGAAGUCAUUCACUUGCAGCCCUGACGAGGUGAUUUCAGGAGGAGACUACAGGCAAGCCACAUAUUGCCACCUCCUCCUCGGCCUCUACUUCUCCGAUCAAGUAGAGUUUAUCACUUCAGCCUUCGUCUUUAGCAUAGUGCAAGCUUUUCGCAGUUUCGAAGAACUUUGGAGGGAUAUCUGCAACGACAUUAAAGAAGGAAGUCUAAACUCGAGAAUCAAUGUACCCAAAAUGAGGAAGGCUGUUUUGAAUCUUAUUUCCCCAAACUCAUCCCUAGCUUUAAGAGUAGGAGCUGCCUGCUUGGAAUUGGAAGAGGUGAAUUGGUCUGGUCUGAUUCCCAAACUUUGGCCAAAUGUUAAGUAUGUAUAUUCCAUAAUGACGGGGUCGAUGCAACCAUACCUGAGAAAACUAAGACAUUAUGCAGAUGAGUUGCCAUUAGUAACGGCUGACUAUGGCUCUACAGAGAGCUGGAUAGGAGUUAAUGCGGAUCCUAGUUUGCCUCCAGAGAAUGUAACAUACGCUGUCGUGCCUACUUUCUCUUACUUCGAGUUCAUACCCCUUCAUAGACAGAAGCAAGGUUGCACUUCAUUUGCGGAUGAUUUCAUGGAGGAUUUGCCUAUUCCACUAUCCCAAGUUAAGGCUGGGCAAGAGUAUGAAAUAGUGCUCACAACUUUCACCGGGCUGUAUAGGUGCAGGCUAGGAGACGUGGUGGAAGUCGGGGGUUUUCACAGAGGGACUCCAAAGUUGAAUUUCAUAUGCAGAAGAAAGCUAAUCCUGACAAUAAACAUAGACAAGAACACAGAGAAGGACCUUCAGCGAGUGGUGGAAAGAGGCUCGGAACUGCUGAACAAGGAGGAAGCGGAGGUGGUGGACUUCACCAGCUACGCGGACGUGUCGAAACCACCCGGACACUAUGUGAUCUACUGGGAGAUCAAAGGGAAGGUGGAUGAUGAGUUGCUGCACAAGUGUUGUACACAAAUGGAUGUGUCCUUUGUCGACCAUGGCUAUGUGGUGUCCAGAAAGACCCACUCCAUCGGGCCCCUUGAGCUUCGCUUGGUCAAGCCAGGCACCUUCAAAAGGAUUCUCGACCACUUCGUCGCGAGCGGGGCUGCCCUCGGCCAGUUCAAGACCCCUCGGUGCACCUCCAACCCUGGCCUCCUCACCAUCCUCUCUGCCUCCACCAUUAGGACCUUUCGCAGCACCGCCUAUGCUUAGACGACUCUUGAAUCUCACCCUCAUCUUGAUGCUAGUUUGAUUUGGCCAUUUGCCCGUCCGAAACGAUCCGGCUGAUUAAUUGAAGCGCUCAAAGUUUUGAAAUUAA
Molecule: messenger RNA, 2178 nt
Organism: Prosopis cineraria
Lineage: Eukaryota; Viridiplantae; Streptophyta; Magnoliopsida; Fabales; Fabaceae
Product: indole-3-acetic acid-amido synthetase GH3.10-like
Exons: 3
Coding region: 267-2072 (601 amino acids)
Cellular component (GO): cytoplasm
Molecular function (GO): acid-amino acid ligase activity
Source: RefSeq, a predicted model, not a curated record